AAUGGCGUUUGAUAUGUGUAUGAUGUGUUGCCUACUGCCUACGAAGUCUUAAAUGAAAAAAAAAGCUGAAUGCGACCCAACCACUUUGUUAUCUUUGAUCAGCUGUUUGUUAAUUAUUUAGUCAAAAUAAUGUCGGAAUUAGUUUCAAAAUGCGUCUUAAGAGUGGAAGUGAACGAGUCGGGGGAAGCUUUGGACGAGGUACACGGCGCGGAAGCCCCCCUAGGAGUCCCAAACUGUCGCGGUCAACGUAAGGUAAAAGACAUAAGCGUUGAAACGUUUGCGAGCCGUUUGGAGAAGCCCACGGACGACUGGGGCAUCCUACCGAAGAACUCUCGCGGUGCGUCGUUCGAGCAAGGCGACGUCGAGGAGAUGGGCGAAAUCGGAUUUUUCAGCGGCAAUCCCUUUGUCGAAAUAACGAAAGGAAUUCUGCACUUGUAUAAGGAGGACACGUUGAGCAGUCGAGAGGAGGCGUUAAUGCUGUGCAUUUUGGGCGUGCCAACUUCGAUGACGUGCCACGAUCUGUUGGCAUUUACCGCGCCGUGCCACGCGGAAAUCGCACACAUCAGGGUGCUGCGGGAUUCCAGUCCGAAUCAGUACAUGACCCUUCUCACGUUUCGCAAUUAUCCGGCCGCCAAGGAAUUUUAUGACACGUUCAAUGGGGCCCCUUUUAAUAGUUUGGAACCGGAAGCGCUGUGCCGGAUCGUGUGGGUGUCGCGAGUGGAGUGGGCUCACAAUGGGUUACCGCCGCCCGGUCACACAGAACUGCCGACGUGUCCGGUGUGCCUGGAGCGAAUGGACGAGUCAAUCGACGGCGUUCUGACAAUCCUAUGCAAUCACGCGUUUCACGCCAACUGCCUCGAGCAGUGGAGCGAUUCGACGUGUCCCGUCUGUCGAUGCGUCCAAAGUCCCGAACAGGCUGAGAGCUCGGAGUGCGAGAAUUGCGGUCGAGUGGGCCCCGACGCCCUUUGGAUUUGUCUGAUAUGCGGACACGUCGGUUGCGGACGAUAUCAGGGCGGUCACGCUGCAUCGCACGCUCGUGAGUCCGGCCACUGCUACGCUUUACAGCUGGGGUCGCAUCGCGUCUGGGACUACAAGGGCGAUAACUUCGUGCAUCGGCUGUUGCAAAAUAAGGCGGACGGUAAGCUCGUGGCCGCCGAGGGACCGCCACCGGAAUCCGAAGGCGCUCAGGAGAAGGUCGACUCCGUUCAGCUUGAGUUCACCUACCUGCUGACAUCCCAGUUGGAGGAGCAACGCAUUUAUUUCGAAGAGAAGCUGCUGCACCUGGACAAUCAAGCCACGUUGGAAUCGAAAUUACUACGUGAGCAACUCACCGAGCUCUCCGAGGAGAAUAAGCAGUUGAAAACGAAACUCGCCAACGUAAGCAAAGAAAAGCAAGCCGUGGAGAAGAAAUUUUCACAAAGCUCCGCGCGGUUGUCCAUUACAUUAGGCGAGCUAAACGAGGAAAGGCAGCUAGGCAAGGCACUACGCGAGUACCAGCAACAGUGGCAGACGAAGGUGGCCCAACUCGAAGAGCGCCUACAGAGCGUAAGCGGUGAGAAGGAGCGUGAGGUGAACGAGCUUCAGGAGCAGCUCAGGGAUCUGAUGUUUCACUUCGAAGCGCAACAGACCAUUUCACGAUCGGAAGAUCGCGAUGAUAUCGCCGGAGGAAGUGUCAGCGUUGGCGAAGAGUCGUCCCAGUUAGCCAAAUUGAAACGUAAAGGACGGAAAAAGAAAUAACGAUUGAUCAUCGUGAAUGUGACCAUAAACAAUCUUGCGAUGGCAAAGAAAUUUACGGACGAAGAGCGGUUAGCUCUCGCCGCAAAAUUGGACAAGGAACUAGACGACUUUAUAGAUGGCCUGGAGAAGCGUCCGUACACGGAAGGUUGG
Photinus pyralis (common eastern firefly) is the source of this 1887-nucleotide messenger RNA. RefSeq names its product BRCA1-associated protein. Gene Ontology annotation, biological process: protein ubiquitination; Ras protein signal transduction. The record is from RefSeq and is a predicted model, not a curated record. Gene Ontology annotation, molecular function: ubiquitin protein ligase activity; zinc ion binding. The transcript has 6 exons. Lineage: Eukaryota; Metazoa; Arthropoda; Insecta; Coleoptera; Lampyridae. Gene Ontology annotation, cellular component: cytoplasm. The coding region runs from base 70 to 1737 and encodes 555 amino acids.